AUGAAUCCUAGCCAAGAAAAUACUUUAAACAUAAUAUAUCAAGGCUUGCAUUCAACAUAUCCUAGCAUUAAAUCAGCUUGUUGUGCAUUUUUAUUUAAUUAUUUCAAGCUUGAAGGAGAAAUACAAUAUCUUAAUGUUGAUGAAAUCAUUUUAUUAUUAGAUUCUGAACCUUUCGUAAUUGGUGAUUUCUCUUGUGCUAUUUUUUGUUUACAAACUUAUCUUCACAAAACAGAAGUUGAUUUAGAUUUUAUCGCUAAUCUAAAAGGGAAACUAGAGAGCAAAUAUGGAGGUCAGUAUAUCCAAAAUGCAUUAAUUAUAACUCUUAUUUUCGAAAUCAUGAAUUCUCAACAAAUUAGUCUUGAUAUAUUAGUUGAUCCUUCAAAAAUGGAUGCUUUCGCAUGGCUAGAAAGAGGAAUUCAAUAUUCUAAUGACGAAAUACGAAUGGGAGCUUUGGCACUUUGUGAAAAGUUAUUUGCUAUGGCAGAAAGCGAUUCUCAACUUAAGGAGAUGCGACAAAUGUUCUUUGAUAAAUCAAUCAAUGAUUAUCUUGAUGAAUUUGAAAAUGAAGAAAAUGAUCCUGAAUUAUCUGAAAGAUUAGACUUGUUUAAAUCAAAAUAUUUUAAUGACUCAGAUAAUGAAGCUUAA
Trichomonas vaginalis G3 is the source of this 645-nucleotide messenger RNA. Its product is annotated as armadillo (ARM) repeat-containing protein family. The transcript has a single exon. The record is from RefSeq and is a predicted model, not a curated record. Bases 1 to 645 code for a protein of 214 amino acids. Lineage: Eukaryota; Parabasalia; Trichomonadida; Trichomonadidae.